Molecule: messenger RNA, 1360 nt
Organism: Salvia splendens (bonfire salvia)
Lineage: Eukaryota; Viridiplantae; Streptophyta; Magnoliopsida; Lamiales; Lamiaceae
Exons: 6
Coding region: 89-1150 (353 amino acids)
Source: RefSeq, a predicted model, not a curated record
CCGCUCAUCAACUCUUCCCCCCAUUUUAUAUAAGAAACCUCUCAUUUCUUCAACUUCUCCAACUUUUCAUCACUUUUUUUCAGAAGAAAUGUCUGCUGCUAUGGAUGAUUCCGCUGCCAAAGACCAAGGAAAAUCGACCUCGAGGCUUCUCCGGUAUCCGCUCCGAUCUGCUACAAGAUCCAAGGAGGAGAAACCGCCGCUCGCCGACUCCACAAACUCCCACUCUGCCACUAAAAGGGGAAGGCUUGCCUCAAGUGUGACUAAGAGUGUGAGUGUUCUUGAUCUCUCGGGCAAGGAGAAGUCUGCCAAGCCUCCUAGACGCCUCUCUGUUCCCUCCAAGUCCAACGCCACCCCUGCUUCCAAGUCUUUUGGCAGUAGUAUCACGCCUAUUUCUGAGGCGAGAUCAAAGAGGGCUGCUGUUAACCAAGGAAAGAGCGACACACCUCUAUCCUAUGCUUCGAAAUCAUCCAACCGGAAGAAAUUCAACGUGCUAGCAUCAGCAUCUUACUGGCUGACUCAUAUUAAGCACUCUGAAACUGCUGGCAAGCACUCCAUCUCUCUUGGCUUCUUCAAGCUAGCUUUGGAGGCCGGAUGCGAGCCUAUGCAGAAGAUGAGCGAUGAGCUGAAGUCAUAUGUGCGCAAACACGAACUUUCUGGACUUGAAGAAUCUGUCAAAGAACUGAUUGAGGGCUAUAAGAUUUCUGAGAACUAUGAGCCCUCAGAUGCAUCUAUAGCUGGCUCUGAAGCACCUGCAGAACCUAACCAGUCAUCCGAAGAUGAUGCUCGUAGCUCCUCAUCUUCUAUUACUGAUGCUGAGAAGGUGAAGCCAAAGUCACUGCCCACAGCUUCUGAUGAGAUUAAACAAGCCAAGCAAUCUAAAGAUGAGUCUGUGAAGAAGACCAGAAGGUCAGUGUCCAAGAUUCCUGCAAUCUCGAAGCCUGCUUCUGAAGUCAGGGGACGUAGCAUCCAAAGGAAACCUUCAAAACCGGCGAAGCAAGAUUCUGCUAAAGGAGAUGACAAGCUGAAGAAGCAGGGGAAGAAGCCCGCAAAAGCUGUGGAGCCAGUAAACUCUCAGCCAGAUGAAGCUGUUCUAGAAGACAAAGAAAACAUGGCUGUAUCACAGACGGAGGAGGUGGCUUCAGCAGUUUAGAGAAUAUACUUUAUACAUAUAACUGAAAAAGUGUUUGAUUUGGAUUUUCAAAUUUAGAAGUUCUUCUUCUGAUUGUAUAUAGCGCAACAAGUUAGUAUGGUUGAAAAUCUGGUGUUGUGUGUGAAGUUUGUAAUUUUUGAAACAUUGCUGCUCUGGAUUGGUUGUGAUUUUUGCCUUUCUUUCUAGUAAUAAUUUUUUUACAGUAUGAAA